Hymenoscyphus albidus is the source of this 2034-nucleotide messenger RNA. The record is from the annotation of a GenBank genome assembly. NCBI's taxonomy places the organism in Eukaryota, Fungi, Ascomycota, Leotiomycetes, Helotiales, Helotiaceae.
AUGCGUGUCCAGCUUAUUGUUCAUGUUCUUGCUGCCCUGGUGGUGGCGGUGUCGACAUCCCCAUUCAAAGCUUCAAACCAUGUCGUACACAAACGACGGAUGGUACAUCCCCACCAAUGGGCAAAACAACACCGUCUACAUCCUCGAGCUGUCUUUCCGCUACGGAUAGGGUUGAUGCAGCAAAACAUCCAUCGAGCCGAGGAAUUCAUACACGAGGUCUCCCACCCCGCAUCAGCGAGAUACGGAAAGCAUUGGACACCUGAAAAAGUCGCAGAGGUGUUUGCUUCUUCGCCUGAGACGGUAUAUGCUGUGAAAGCAUGGUUGUCAGCCGAAGGCAUCGAGGGGAGUCGGAUCAGAACCUCGAGAUCUAGGAGCUGGCUCGAGUUCAAUGCCACAGUGCAGGAAGCCGAGAGGUUGCUCCGCGCGGAGUAUCAUAUGUAUAGCCAUGACACGGGACAUAAACAUAUUGCAUGUAAGGAGUAUAGUAUUCCGGAGCAUCUGUUGGGACAUAUUGAUAUCAUUACCCCCACUGUGGAUUUCGAUCAGAAGGUCCUGCAGCCUCGACAUAUGCUCCACGGUGAGCAGAUUCCUGCCUCGUUGCAAAUGGUUAAUAAGCGAGAGGUGGAGCUGCGGACCAGGAAAAGAGAUCUUGGGAAGGGAAUCGUUGGGUCUGCGGAUGAUGGCUCGAAUCCGAAGGAAGGACCUGCUAUCAUUAAUGCGCUGAUGACGUUGGAGAAUUGCGAUACGAUGAUUACGGUUGCGUGUCUGCAGGCUUUGUAUGAUAUGCCGAUAGGAAGCAAGGCGAUGAACAACAAUACCCUCGGUAUCGUGGAGUACACGCCCCAAGCAUUCCUGCAGAAAGAUCUGGAUAUGUUCUUCAGGGAGUUUGCGCCCCAGCAGGUGGGCCAGUCGCCCGAGACACUCCUCAUUGACGGCGCGACGGUGCAGACGCUCAACCAGAGUUUCGCGCUGAAUGGCGAGUCGGCGCUGGAUUUACAAUAUGCCAUGGCGCUCAUCUACCCCCAGAAAGUGACACUAUAUCAAGUGGGUGACUUGGUCUCCGGCGCUUCCUUUAACAAUUUUCUGGAUGCGUUGGAUGGCUCAUACUGCGACUUCCAAGGCGGCGACUCUCCGGAUCCGAAUAUCGACGGCCAGUACCCGAGUAAACAACCGGGUGGCUACACGGGCCCGAAGGCAUGCAGGACGGUGCAGAGUACCAAGGUGAUCAGCACGAGUUAUGGGUUCAAUGAGGCGGAUCUGAGUGCGCGGUAUACGCAGCGGCAGUGUGCGGAGUAUAUGAAGCUUGGUCUGCAGGGUGUGACGAUUUUGUAUUCCAGUGGGGAUUCGGGGGUCGCGGGGAAUGGGGGGAUGUGUAUUGGGAAGAAUGGGGCGUAUAAUAAUGGGAGUGAGGGGGCUUUUAAUCCGAUUUUUCCUGGGGGGUGUCCUUGGGUGGGUGGUUGUUUCUUGGGUUUUCCUUCCCCGUCCUACCCCUUUUUCCCCUCGCUUACGGUGUUUCUCUUGGCACCUUCGUAAUCACGAUUCCACAUCAAUAUCAUCAUCUGCAACAAAUACGUACAAUAAAUCACUAACUGAGAUACAUAGGUCACCUCCAUAGGCGCAACCCAAGUCCUCAACGGCUCCACAGUCCGCACCCCCGAAGUCGCCGCGCAGCGCGUAAUCUCCUCCGGCGGCGGCUUCUCCAACAUCUUCCCCAUGCCCCUCUACCAACGCCCCGCCGUAACCUCCUACUUUGCGCAAAACAAAAUCUCCUUCGGAACGAGUGCCUCGGCGCCGACGUUUGGGGUGAUCAUCAAUAUGGUUAAUAAGGAACGGGCGGCAGUGGGGAAGGGACCGGUGGGGUUUGUGAAUCCGGUGUUGUAUGGGAAUAGCAGGGUUUUGACGGAUGUGCGGUUUGGGAGUAAUCCGGGUUGUGGGACGGGGGGGUUUAAUGCUAGUGAGGGGUGGGAUCCGGUUACCGGGUUGGGAACGCCGAAUUAUCCCGAGAUGUUGGGGUUGUUUAUGGGGUUGCCUUAG